Molecule: messenger RNA, 362 nt
Organism: Habropoda laboriosa
Lineage: Eukaryota; Metazoa; Arthropoda; Insecta; Hymenoptera; Apidae
Exons: 3
Coding region: 39-323 (94 amino acids)
Source: RefSeq, a predicted model, not a curated record
GCAAGGGGGGCUUCAAGGGCUUGCUAGAGGCUACUACUAUGUACAUGUCGAAUAGCACACUGGAGAAGCUGCUGGACAUUCUGCGUAACAAGAUGGCUGGCGUCGCGGACCAGGGGACAGUUGCUGGCCUAAUCAACGCGAAACGCGCGAGGAACGCUUCCUCCUCGUCUGAGGGGGAGCAGGAGGACGAAGGAGAGGAGGACGAGGAAGACGAUGGGAAUGUGGACGACGACGGCGACACCGUGUAUAAGGAGAAGGUUCACGAACGAUUGUCGAUGAUCGAAAACGGCAUUAAACUGUCUGGACCUGUUACCGAUCUUUAGAGUAGGUUUCAUCGAGAGUUGUGGAAACGUUGAACAGGA